Messenger RNA from Nymphaea colorata (pocket water lily), 708 nucleotides. RefSeq names its product putative F-box protein PP2-B12. Bases 28 to 507 code for a protein of 159 amino acids. The transcript is spliced from 2 exons. The record is from RefSeq and is a predicted model, not a curated record. NCBI's taxonomy places the organism in Eukaryota, Viridiplantae, Streptophyta, Magnoliopsida, Nymphaeales, Nymphaeaceae.
UCCUCCGAUUCUCAUCGUCUGUCAGCCAUGUUCCGAUCCUUCGUCCUUUCUCCCAAGUCUGUCACCGUUGCAUGGGCAGACCACCCAGAGUACUGGAAGGUGUCUUCCAUGCACAACUCCCGGUUCUCACAGAAAGCAGAGCUUUUACAAGUCUGCUGGCUGCAAAUCCAGGGCACGUUUGAUACGGCAAUACUCGAGAAAGAUACCACAUACUCACUCCUCUAUUUCUUCAAGCACAAUGAUAAAGCAUCAGGUUUAGAAAACGGAGCGGAGGUUUCUCUCUCACUGAAAGAUGGGAAGACGAUCUGCAAACGCCAAGUGCAUCUGAAACCCGGCAGCUCCGACUUCAUAAAACAGGAUGGAGAAGAAUGGCUUGCAAUUGAGGCGGGGACGUUUCAGCCAUCUGGCAUUACUCGCGAUAUCAGUUUUAAUCUGCUGGAUUGCAGCAGUAACUGGAAGAGUGGUCUCGUGUUUGCUGGAGUAGAGAUUCGUGCUGUCUCGACUUGAUCUUAUGCUUCGACGAACAAGUGGUUCCCAAAACGUGCUCCAUCGUCAACACAUCUUUGGAUUGGGAGUCCUAUAGUGCCCAUUUGUGUUUAUCUACCGGUUUAUUCCGUAUUGUGUUUGUCUUAUGGUGAUAAAGGGGGGAUGUGUCGAUCCACAUUGUAUUUGAUUUGUGUAUUUUAUAUUGUUGUGGAUUCCAAAAUU